AUGAAAACGCAAUUUAUCGUUGUCCUCGCCCUCUGUGGCUUCAGUUCUUCGAGGGGAUAUAAAAUUGGAGCUGUUUUGCGAGAAAAAGAAGAUGCACAUAUUGCUGCCGCCAUACAGUAUACCGUCGAAUGGCUCAAUCAACGAGGGAUAUAUGGCGAAGUCGAGUAUCUUAUUGAUUAUUUGGACGAUAUCGAUCACUACGAUGCCCUCAAAAAAGCAUGUUCAAUGUUCGAGCGAGAUAAAGUGAUCGCACUUAUCGGAAAUUCACAUGCACUACUGAACGCUCAGCUGGAGAGAUUGACGGAUCAGCUGGAUAUACCAUUAUUGACUGCAUUAGACGAUGUCGAACGCAACAAUGGCAACACAAAGAUUGCGUUUUUCCCACGGGCACAACUUUUUGAAGCCAUGGUCGAUUUGUUUCAACAUUGGCGUUGGAAUCGUAUCACUAUCGUCUAUCAACAAGACGAAAGAAUUCGACGGCUUGAGCCGCUACUGACCAGCGAUGCUUAUUCGAGUAUUCGUUUCCAAGUGAUUAAGGUGCAACGAAGCGAUUAUAUGAGAGCUGCUAAGGAGGUGAAAGAAAUGGAAGAGUGCAGGUAUCAAGCUCGAAAAGACUGCUCAGAUUUCAGCCGAGUGUUACUGGAUCUGAAUCCUGAACAUACAUACAAUUUCCUAUUAGCGGCACUCCAAAUGGGACUAAUCGAUGUAAAACAUUGGUUUUUACUAACAAACAUGGAACUUUCCUCAAUGAACAUGGAAUUGUUUCGUUAUAAUCAUGCUCGUUUUGUCUCACCUUACCCAGUCGAUCCGACGUUUUUGUUGGAAAACAAACACAUAUUCAAUUUCACACAAUUUCAACAACAUGUGCAACAGAAAUGGAAUACAAAGACUGGUUUCAGCAAAAAUUUGAAAAUGAUGGAAGCAAUCUUCACAUUUGAUGCUAUCUACACCUUCGCAAAUACGUAUACAGAUGUAUCGGCUACAAUGAUGCUUGAUGAUCUACCGCUCACUGCUUGCCGAAAGCCUACACGAAGUGCCAGAAGAUACCAGCAUGGUCGAACACUUAUAGAUCAUAUUAUGGACAAUAAACUUCGUGGUAUAAGUGGAGAUCUGCGUCGACUCCAUGGAAACCCAGCAAAAAGCAACUUUUCGAUGAGAAUACAAUUGCUUGGCUACAGUGGGAAGCUGGAAGAUAUUGGCUUCUGGGAACCAGCUACGGAAGUCCACGUUAACAUGAGUAGUGAUUCCACUGAGCAAUUGAGAACGAAUGUGCAAGUGUCCGAUGAGUUGAAGCCACAUUUUCGUGUCACGACCAUCAUGGAAAGGCCAUAUGUUAUGUUGAGGAAAAAUCAUUACGAACUCUAUGGGAAUUCAAAGUUUGAAGGAUUUUGCAUUGAUCUGCUGGCUGAACUGUCAAGAGAUCUUGGCUUCACCUACACCAUACACGCUGUGCGCGAUGGUAAAUAUGGUAAUGACGUUUAUGGCAAUGGCACAUGGGAUGGAAUGAUUGGAGAAAUUCUUCGAGGGGAAGCCGAAAUGGCAGUCGCACCCUUGACUGUGAAUUUCCGUCGAUCAGAAGUGGUUGAAUUUACAAAGCCUUUUCUAUCUCUUGGGAUUAGCAUUCUCUACAGGGUCCCUGAUGAUCACCAACCCGAUUUGUUCUCGUUCCUCAACCCACUUUCAUGGGAGAUUUGGAUGGCUAUACUCUCCGCUAUAGUAUGCGUUACUCUUGCCAUGUAUAUCGUAUCAAGAGUAACCCCAUAUGAAUGGAAUUUGAACUUUUCCUGCUGCACAGCACAUCAGCCACAUCCGGGAGCUGCAUUUGUGGAUUCACCCGUGGAGUUGUCGAAUAAUUACAGUUUUUGGAACACUCUAUGGUAUGUCACGAGCACAAUGCUAAAAGGUGGAUGCGAUUUUGGACCUCGUGCUGUGUCGACGAGAUUACUGGGUGGAACCUGGUGGGUGUUCACCCUCGUCAUCAUUAGUGCUUAUACGGCAAAUCUGGCUGCUGUGCUUACCGUAUCGCGUCCUUUCAUUCCAAUCAAGAACCUAGACGAUCUUGCCAAUCAAACAACAAUUUCAUAUGGCACCAUCAAAGGCGGCAGCACUAUGCAAUUUUUCCAGGAGUCAAGGAUCGGUUCGCAUGUAAAAAUGUGGGAAUAUAUGAAAAAUCGCAACGUUUUCGUGAAAGAUAACCGAGAAGGGGUUGAGAAGGUGGUGAGUAAAAACUACGCAUACCUCAUGGAGUCAACUUCGCUUGAAUUUGAAGUUUCGCAAAACUGCAAUCUCACACAAAUUGGUGGUGUUCUUGGCUCAAAGGGUUAUGGUAUUGCACUGCAGAAAAGAUCACUUUGGACGGAUAGGAUUUCUCGACAAAUAUUACUUUACCAAAAGCGUGGAAUUAUCGAAAUGAAAAAAGCAAAAUGGUGGAGGAGCAAAGGAGCGACAUGCUCAGGAACUGGCUCGGCUGUCAAACAACAACGUUUCUCACUAAGUUUGCAUAACGUGGCCGGAUUGUUCAUCAUUUUGGGAGCAGGUCUACUUUUCGGUUUCUGUACCGUGAUAAUCGAACUAUUUAUCAGAUGUAGUCAACUGGCCAGAAAGGAGAAUAUCACAUUCUGGGCGGAGCUUGUCAAGGAGCUGAGGUUUGCGCUAAAUCUCAACAAAGUCGAAGAACAUCAUUCACGUAUGAAGAGCCAGAGGGAAAACGGUGCAAGUUCAACCGAAAGCCUACAGUAUACCGCGCAGCUGGCGCAUAACGGAAAUACGUCGUUGAUGCGGAGGAAAAAUUAG
This is a messenger RNA of Cylicocyclus nassatus, 2793 nucleotides long. NCBI's taxonomy places the organism in Eukaryota, Metazoa, Nematoda, Chromadorea, Rhabditida, Strongylidae. The record is from the annotation of a GenBank genome assembly.